Acanthosepion pharaonis is the source of this 1908-nucleotide messenger RNA. The record is from the annotation of a GenBank genome assembly. Lineage: Eukaryota; Metazoa; Mollusca; Cephalopoda; Sepiida; Sepiidae.
AUGGACGAUAUAUUCCUCGUUAAUUUCCGGAACAUCGAGUCUUUCUUUUCCAUCUUCUCUCUCUUUCUGGUCCGUUGUUCUUACCCACCCCCACAACACACACAAACAUUUCCUUUUUUCUCUCCACCCCCUCUCUCUAUUUUAGAUAGAUGUUUAGUAUAUAGACUUAUCGGUCAGUUCAUUAUUCCUUUUCUUUCAAGUACUUUAUUUCCUUUCUAUCUAUCUAUCUAUCUAUCUAUCUAUCUAUCUAUCUAUCUAUCUAUCUAUCUAUCUAAACCAGUCCCUUUCUCUUUAAAGAUCUCACUUCCGUUCAAUUACAUACUGCCUCUUCGCUUCUUUCUUUCUUCCUUUCUUUCUUUCUUUCUUUCUUUCUUUCUUGUGGCUAAUUUCUUAACCAGUGCCUCUUCGCUUCUUUCUUUCUUUCUUUCUUUCUUUUUUUCUUUCUUUCUUUCUUUCUUUCUUUCUUUCUUUCUUUCUUUCUUUCUUGUGGCUAAUUUCUUAACCAGUGCCUCUUCGCUUCUUUCUUUCUUUCUUUCUUUCUUUCGUUUUUUCUUUCUUUCUUUCUUUCUUUCUUUCUUUCUUUCUUUCUUUCUUUCUUUGCCUCUUCGCUUCUUUCUUUCUUUCUUUCUUUCUUUCUUUCUUUCUUUCUUUCUUGUGGCUAAUUUCUUAACCAGUGCCUCUUCGCAUCUUUCUUUCUUUCUUUCUUUCUUUCUUUCUUUCUUUCUUUCUUGCUUUCUUUCUUGCUUUCUUUUAGCUAAUAUCUUAAACAGUGCCUCUUCCUUCUUUCUUUUUUUGUUUCUUUUCUUUCUUUCUUUUUUUUCUUUCUUUCUUUCUUUCUUUCUUGUGGCUAAUUUCUUAACCAGUGCCUCUUCGCUUCUUUUUUUUUCUUUCUUUCUUUCUUUCUUUCUUUCUUUCUUUUCUUUCUUGCUUUCUUUUUUAGCUAAUUUCUUAACCAGUGCCUCUUCGCUUCUUUCUUUAUUUCUUUCGUUCUUUCUUUCUUUCUUUCUUUCUUUCUUUCUUUCUUUGCCUCUUCGCUUCUUUCUUUCUUCUUUCUUUCUUUUUUUUUCUCUUUCAUUCUUUCUGUCAUUCUUUUUUUCUUUCUUUCGUUCUUUCUUCUUUUUUGUUUUGUUUCCUGUUCAUUUACCUUCUAUAUAUUAUUCGAUUAUCUGUCUUUUUCUUGCUUUUUCUUUGUCUUUAUUUCUUCAUUCUGGAUUUCUUUAUUUGUUUGUUUUUCUUUCUGUUUUCUUUCUUUUUUCUUUCCGUCUUCCUUUUUCUUUUUUCUUUCUUUCAUUUUUCUUUCUGGCUUUGUCUGUUUGUUUCUAUUUUUCCAUGUAUCCUUUUUCUUUCUUUUCUCUUUUUUCUUUCUGUCUUUCUUUUUUCUUCCAUUUUUCUGUCUUUCUUUCUUUUUCUUUCUCUCUUUCUUUUUUAUCCCUUUUUUUUUGUCUUUCUUGCUUCCUGUUUUCUUUCUGUCUUUCUUUCUCUCUUUUUUUCUUUCUGUUUUUCUUUCUCCUUCCUAAUUUCUCUAUGUCUCGUUAUUUAUUUAUCCAUUACACCUCUCACACUGAUCACUCUUUCUCUUUCUUUCUCUCUCUCUCUCCAAGCAUAAAUAUCUAUUCUCACCAAGAUUCUCUUCCUCGUUUUAUUGCUUUUAUUUUCUUUCUUAACCUCCUCCUCCUCCUCACACUUAUCAUCAUCUUCCAAUCUUCAGUCGUCGCUUACUCUUCACAUUUAACGAAAUUUCAGAAUUCCUCCAUAACUGAACGUUUUUUCUCCUCCUAUGCCCAUCCUCACUAUCCCCCCAUUCCUCCUACUCCAUGUCCCCCGCCUCCUUCGCUUCAACCAAAAACUCAUCUUAUUUCUCUCUUAAGCAUUCUCCUAUCCACAAAUACCUUCACCGGAUGGGCGUAA